Messenger RNA from Phycomyces blakesleeanus NRRL 1555(-), 441 nucleotides. RefSeq lists its product as hypothetical. The transcript is spliced from 3 exons. The record is from RefSeq and is a predicted model, not a curated record. Bases 1 to 441 code for a protein of 146 amino acids. Lineage: Eukaryota; Fungi; Mucoromycota; Mucoromycetes; Mucorales; Phycomycetaceae.
AUGAUCGAGUGCAAAGUCUCCAAAGAUUUAAAGGUAUACCCAACGAUCAUGGAGGAGCAUGUAUUGUUUAAGAAAAAGAAAGAGUACGUAGGCUAUUCAUUCGAUAUUAGUGGUGAAGAAGCUUGCGCCACAAUAGUGUGGCUUAAACAAAUUGAAGAAAAUGAGGACACAUGUAAAUUGCAUUGGUGGUCGAGUGCUUUUAUCCUGGGCUACAAUAGAUGUUAUUAUUGUGGUUAUGUCAUAAGAGAUGUAUCACUUGUUUAUUCAAACAAUAUCUGGAAAGACCAUCGGAGUGUUGGGAAGAGUACAAUUUUGACGUUCUUAAAGAGAGCAAAGAAGAAGAAAAGAGAAGCUUGGGUAUACUUCUAUUUGGUACCAUGCUCACAUUUUAUUAGUCAUGAAUUUGAUGACUUUAACGCUUCUGAAUAUAAUCAGUGUUGA